AUGGCUUCACUAGCAACCUUUGCCGCGGCCCAGCCCACCACCGUUAAGGGCCUCGCCGGAAGUUCCUUCGCUGGGACUAAGCUCCACGUCAGACCAUCUCGUUUGAGCUUCAAACCUAGUAACAACCGAGCUGGUGCAGUGGUCGCAAAAUAUGGUGACAAGAGCGUGUACUUCGAUUUAGAGGAUAUCGGCAACACCACCGGCCAAUGGGAUUUGUACGGUUCAGAUGCACCUUCACCAUACAACUCUCUUCAGAGCAAAUUCUUUGAAACAUUUGCUGCUCCUUUCACAAAAAGAGGUCUAUUGUUGAAAUUCUUGAUAUUGGGAGGCGGGGCCACCCUCGCUUAUGUCAGCUCUCAGGCCACCGGAGAUGUUCUCCCCAUCGUCAAGGGCCCGCAACUCCCACCCAAGCCCGGCCCGCGUGGAAAAAUCUAA
Molecule: messenger RNA, 435 nt
Organism: Striga asiatica
Lineage: Eukaryota; Viridiplantae; Streptophyta; Magnoliopsida; Lamiales; Orobanchaceae
Source: the annotation of a GenBank genome assembly